AUGUUUAAAUACUUAUCAUUAUCAUAUUAUAAUUGUAAAAAAAAAAAAAAUAAAAUAACAUUGUUACGUUCGCCGCAUAUUGAUAAAAAAUCAAGAGAACAAUUUGAGUUAAAGCAUUUUAAUAUCAUAGUUAAUGAAUUAUCUAUUUUCUCUUUAUAUAAUAAUGCAUUAUUAUCAAAUUGUUUUUUAUUUUUUAUUCGAAAUUUCAAAAUAGUAGAAAAUUUAGAUUUAGUAAGUAGAUGA
Molecule: messenger RNA, 243 nt
Organism: Naegleria fowleri
Lineage: Eukaryota; Heterolobosea; Eutetramitea; Acrasida; Naegleriidae
Source: the annotation of a RefSeq genome assembly